CAGGAAUCUACAUUGACAUUCUCGCUUCGUGAGUGUUUAUGACAAGGCGCCACAAAACAGAGCGACAAACCAUUCCACAAGGUGGUACGUUAAUACCUUUUGCCAGGUAGAGAUGGAAGAUGAGCUUGAGCUCUUCAUCAGGGAGCGUAAAGCAAGACUGGCCCAAGACAGAGCUAGUUUGGAACAUGACCCUCCAUACAUGGAAAUUCAGGAAAAACCUCAUAGAAGCUAUGGGUCCCUGCUCAAGGAGAACAUCCCCCCUGGAUUAACUGCUCAGAAGAAAGAUCUCCACAGUGACAAUGCAGGUACUGCCUCGGCUUUAAAAAGGUCAUCUGGAGUGGAAGUGGAAAGCAGCAAUGUGGGUCUUCCCCUUGGUGUGGAAUACCAAAAGAAGAAAGACAGGCUUCAGCAUGAGCUUCGUAUGGACUACAGAAACUACAUUGCACAGCAAGCGGGUGUCCUCAGACAGCAACCCCUUUCACGGAGGGACGUAGGCACUCUAACAGAAGUCCGUAAGGAAUCUUGCAGCGGUCUUUCCCCUCCUGAGAGUCCCAUACAUCAGGUCAGGCGACGAGAGACGACGCCUGUGGACCAGGAGUUGGAGGAAGAGCAGUACACAGAGCUCAGAAGUAGCAGGCGAAUGGGGUUGGACUGCAGUUACAAGAAGCCACAACCCAAAAAGGUUCAUGGCAGGGAAGAGAGGGACAGUCCUUCAGGUUUUGUCGGCCAAGGCAGACGAUCAAGAGCACUGAUCAAAGCUGAUGAUGCUGAAUUUUCGACCAGUCUUUUAAUUGGAGAAAUUCAUACAGAUGAAACCUUACAAAGGAGGAAAGAGCGCUACAGAGAGGAGCUGCAGGAACAGAUAGCUGAGCAGCACAGAAACAAACAGAGGGAAAAAGAUUUGGAGCUAAAUGUUGCUGCAACUGGGGUGAACGAUCCAGAGAAACAGCCCAACCGAAUCAGGCAGUUUGGACUGAGCAAGAGAAAAGAGUCUCAGCUGUCACGGCAUUCCAUGUUGGGUCAAAGCGAAACAUCAUCAUCAUCCAGCUUCCCUAAUCAUGACAAGCCAAGCGUUAACGGCAGGCUGAUGCCUCCACCUGAUUUACCACAUGGAGCCUUUCAAUCUCCGCUCAUUGAGUGCCAUGGAGAUGGGCCAACUCCCGAUAGACUGCCUGUUGGCCGCCCCUUCCCUAGAGCAAUGGGCGCUUCCAGAAUUCCUUUCCCCCCUCUUCAUUCCGCUCAUGCAGGCAAUGAAGCAUUCAGCGGUCCCUAUCCACAGCCCCAUUACUACUACAACAACAACAGAAAUCUGCCUGACCCAAACCUUGCCCAUUACGGUCAUUUGCCUUACCCUGCUAUGGGACUUCCCCUGAUUUACUACAACAUGUCACCUGGAGGAGAUGGGCCAAGUCAGCUUGGUGACUCAAGCCCGCAAAGUGGGAGCAGUUUCCCUGAGUCCUCACCACUGCCCAAUACCGAGACGAUUACAACAGGUCCCCAUACUGGGAUUAUGCUUCCAGAGAGGUCCAGGUCAACAAGGGAAAAGACUUUGGACUACGCAGAAUCCCUGAAAAAACAGUUUGCGACAUGUUGGCAGAACGAUGCCAGGGAAAGGAGCAGCAAGCUAUUGAACAAGAUUCAGGAGCAACAAGAGCGGAAGCGCAUAGAGAGGGAGGAGCGGGAGCGCUACGAUGCCAAGAUCGAAGCUGACAUGAAGAGGCAUCAGCCUUGGGGGCGAGGUGGAGGUGGAGCUCCACUCAAAGACAGUACAGGAAAUCUCAUUGCUGACCUCAAGCAGAUGCACAAGUUGAACGUAGAAGCCUGCAGUAACCCAAAACAGCAGCAGAGAGCCCCAGCUGUGACAGCCACCUUCCCAGUUGAAUACUCCAACCCUAACAUCAGCAUCUCUGGCCACCAGCUAGACAAGUUGAUUGAAGACGCUCACACUAACCUGGAACAGCAACAGGAAGCCCCAGUUGUGUUUGCAGCCGGCCCAGCUGAGAAUCCGAACGACAAGAUCUCUGGAUUCAACAAUGUUCAAAUGCCCCAGAUUGCCCCGGGCACUGUGUCUAAGCCUAAACAGCAACAACCUGAGGAGCAAGAGUACAAAGCUUACCUGAAAAAGCAGAUAGAGGAGAAGCUGCAAAAACAGGCAGAGGAAAGAGAACGGAACAGACUGGAGGAUGAAAAGCUAGAGAGGAAAGUGGCAGAGGAUAUGGCUCGGAUCAAGAGGGAGUAUGAAGAAGAACAAGAGAAGCAGAAACAAAAAGCGCUAUUAAAGGAAAAGGCCAGGGAACAGAAGGAUAUAGAAGCUGAAAAAAAGAAGACUGAAGAGAGGGAGAAAGCAGCACAGAAGAAACGUGAACAAGAGAAGCUUGCUCAGGUCAAGCGGGAGUUGUCCACUCCAGUUCCCACUCUGCAAAAGAGCCCCCAGUCUCCCGUUGUUGAGACCCGUCACUCCUCUCCUCCACGCUCAGAGAAGUCUUUGCUUGGCCGCCAGUCCCCCCCUGUCCCUGCUUGCAGGAAUCAACAACGAGCAGCAGUCAAUAAACGUGAUGUGUACAGUGAACUAUCAGCUUUGCGUCGGCAGCUUCGCGCUGAGCAAAAGCGACUUGAAAGUCAUCUGCAUCAGGGCGGUUGUGAUGAAAUGGACUCCGGAAUGACGGGAAGACACGCACGUCCACAAGUGGAUGUUUUUAAUAUGGCGAUGCUGCGGCUUCAGGCUCCAGUUCGAAAGCCCCACUCCAGAAAUAUGGAACCAAGUAAUCUGCUUCAAAUUCAUGACUCGCUUCAGCUCCACACAGAUCGAGAAUCAAGUCUCAGCUCCGUCGAUAUUGAGAGGAUGGAGAGAGUGGGUGUGGCCAGCAGGAGGAGGCAGAUUUAUAAUUAUCCGCAUCAGAAGCCCAGCAGCCAGAGAUCCACAUGCACAAAUGACUGUUUUGACGUAUACCCAACUCAUCAAAACGAUCGGGAGAGCGUGAUAGGAAGACAUGCAAGAGGAUCUCUCCUCGACUCUGAUAGUGCUUUUCUCGCUCCUUUGGGAGAUGUUUUUCCUGUGCCAAGUUCCCCAGAGACUGAAGAGACACCGCUCACAGCACGGGAAAGGAGGAGGCUGACCAAACAGUCAGAGUAUUCUUUGGAACCACUAGACAACCCCGCCAACUCCGGUAGCAGGAAGCGGCGAGAAGCAGAGUCGAGCAAUGAGGAAAAAAGCCAGGAAAAGAUGUCCCCAUGUCGUGCUGCAAACACAGCAGGAACGGUGGACCUGUCUGACGAUGACUCUUUACUUCCCCAAAUUUCUCACCUCAAUCGCAAACAUCAAAGUUCAAUAGAAUCCUUCUCAACCGAUCCCUGGAUGCGACCAGGUACUUCAGAAACAUCGUAGGAGUCUGUUCACUCUGUCACUGAUUUAGCAGAUUAGAUUUGAAGUUCCUGUUUGAUAUAUGACAAACGACUAGGUCAGUCAGAAUGUUUGGUCCUGAUUAAUAGCUUGGUGUCAAUGUUUUAUGACUUUACAGGGAAACCUAUUUAAUAAUUUAUUUUAUAUCGUUUUUAUGCAAUGAAAGUUUGAAUAAAUUAUUCUUCAGUAUA
Messenger RNA from Syngnathus acus (greater pipefish), 3591 nucleotides. Its product is annotated as centrosome and spindle pole associated protein 1-like. Lineage: Eukaryota; Metazoa; Chordata; Actinopteri; Syngnathiformes; Syngnathidae. Gene Ontology annotation, biological process: positive regulation of cytokinesis. The transcript has 30 exons. Gene Ontology annotation, cellular component: microtubule; centrosome; spindle pole. The coding region runs from base 113 to 3385 and encodes 1090 amino acids. The record is from RefSeq and is a predicted model, not a curated record.